AUGUACCGGGCCCGGGCGGCGCGGGCGGGGCCGGAGCCCGGCAGCCCGGGGCGCUUUGGGAUCCUCAGCACCGGGCAGCUCCGGGACCUGCUUCAGGAUGAACCCAAGCUGGACCGGAUCGUGCGGCUUAGCAGGAAGUUCCAGGGCCUGCAGCUGGAGCGUGAAGCUUGCCUGGCCUCCAACUACGCGCUGGCCAAGGAGAACCUGGCCCUACGACCUCGCUUGGAGAUGGGCCGGGCUGCCCUGGCCAUCAAGUACCAGGAGCUGCGGGAGGUGGCUGAGAACUGCGCCGACAAACUGCAGCGACUAGAGGAGAGCAUGCACCGCUGGAGUCCCCACUGCGCCCUGGGCUGGUUGCAGGCCGAACUAGAGGAGGCGGAGCAGGACGCUGAGGAGCAGAUGGAGCAGCUGCUACUCGGGGAGCAAAGCCUGGAGGCCUUCCUUCCCGCCUUCCAGCGUGGCCGUGCCCUGGCCCACCUGCGUCGGACCCAGGCGGAGAAGCUGCAGGAGCUGCUGCGGCGCAGGGAGCGCUCUGGCGCCGGCCAACCAGCCCCCUCUGCGCCCUCGGAGCCUCCCAAGGCCUUUCCCGCGGCUGCGGCUGUGCUCCCCACAGGGGCCGCCCGGGGACCGCCGCCAGCAGCUGCGGCUGUGCCCCGGAGCCUGCCCCCUUUGGACUCCCGCCCAGUGCCCCCGCUGAAGGCCUCCCCCGGGUGCCCCCUCGGCCCCGCUCCUCUGCUGAGCCCCCGGCCCUCGCAGCCCGAGCCCCCCCACCGGUAG
This is a messenger RNA of Ochotona curzoniae (black-lipped pika), 777 nucleotides long. It is a transcript of the gene VPS37D, whose product is annotated as VPS37D subunit of ESCRT-I. Gene Ontology annotation, cellular component: ESCRT I complex. The record is from RefSeq and is a predicted model, not a curated record. Lineage: Eukaryota; Metazoa; Chordata; Mammalia; Lagomorpha; Ochotonidae. The coding region runs from base 1 to 777 and encodes 258 amino acids. Gene Ontology annotation, biological process: protein targeting to vacuole; protein targeting to membrane; ubiquitin-dependent protein catabolic process via the multivesicular body sorting pathway. The transcript is spliced from 4 exons.